AGUUUAUAUAUAAAACUUCCAAGCCGCUAAAACCAACAAACCCUUUUCUCUCUCUCUCUCUGUAGCAGCAGAAGAAAGGAGAAUAUGUUGGAUCCAGAGCGCGAUUUUCUUCCACCAUCAUCUCCAACUAUCUCGUCCGUCUCUUCAUCUGAUCUAGACACUGAGUCAACAGGGUCUUUUUUCCAUGACAGGAGCACCUCCUUAGGUACGCUGAUGGGAGUAAGUUUCCCGGCAAUUACAGCUAGGAUUCCUUCACAGAGAGACAACAACGUCGGAGCUACCAUUGUUGGUGGUCGAGGCGAAGGGAGCGGCGGUGGGGGAAAGAGCAAAAGUGUGAAGAAAUUGAAGAAGAAAAAGGCGGUGGGGGCAAUGGCAGCGGCAGAGAGGAGGAGGGGACGGUGGUGGAGGCUUUGCAGAGACGAUUCGGCGAGGCCUGCCUCGUUGGGAGACUUCCUCGAAGUUGAACGGAGAUUCGGUGAUGGGGCAUUUUUCGGUGAGGUAACGGAGCUCGAAAGUAUCGUGCCUCCUCCAGUGCCGCCGGGGAAUGGACGGUUAUUGUUCGCCGAUGGUAGGGUCCUUCCUCCGUCUCAGCCGGAGGCGCCACCACCGACGGCUGGCGCUUUGUGUAGACUCCCAGUGUUGCUAACUGGAAUCUGUAGCGGUGGUGGAGCCGUGGAGGGCAGAUGAUGUAAUUUGUCUUUUUUUCGUAAUUUUUUCCCCUUAAAAAUUAAUUUUGAUCAUUAUUUAA
Telopea speciosissima is the source of this 748-nucleotide messenger RNA. RefSeq lists its product as uncharacterized. NCBI's taxonomy places the organism in Eukaryota, Viridiplantae, Streptophyta, Magnoliopsida, Proteales, Proteaceae. The coding region runs from base 85 to 687 and encodes 200 amino acids. The record is from RefSeq and is a predicted model, not a curated record. The transcript has 2 exons.